Molecule: messenger RNA, 2364 nt
Organism: Gastrolobium bilobum
Lineage: Eukaryota; Viridiplantae; Streptophyta; Magnoliopsida; Fabales; Fabaceae
Exons: 5
Coding region: 1-2364 (787 amino acids)
Molecular function (GO): zinc ion binding; catalytic activity; nucleic acid binding
Source: RefSeq, a predicted model, not a curated record
AUGGCGUCGGCCGCUGGCCAUUCACGUUCGGCGGAGGAAUCUGAUCUCCUCCAAAGAAGCAGAAAGAAGAGUAAAGAAGGAGAUAAGGCUUUUAGUCAUGAUCAAACUAUGGCUUUGGUGUCAAGAGAUGAUAACUGGAUGCAUGAGAACAUGUCAUUCAAGGAGAUGGUAAUGAGACACAAUGGAGAAUGGCCUCUGGAAGAUGAACUGAAUAAAAUGAAUGAAGAAGGUGAGGAGGAUGCGCAGGGAGAAAUCGAAGGUGACAAAUUAAAUGACCCCGAGGAUGUUUUGGAGGAAGAUAAAGACGGAAGAAUUAACUUCCGGUUGUCUGCUAGCUUUAAGAAGAAAGCUUGGCAAAGAUGGCAUAAUUCAGUGUUCGUGAAACUUCUGGGGAAAAAGUUGUCUCACGCGUUUAUGAAAAAGCGCUUAGAGAAUAUGUGGGAGAAGAAAGACCUCGAAUUUGCUCUAACAGCGGGGCCCUGGACUAUUUUUGAGCACUACUUGGCGAUCUGUUCUUGGGAGCCUGAUUUCCAUGCGCGAAGUGCAACGAUCAAUCGUAUUUUGGCAUGGGUUCGGUUGCCAGAAUUCCCGGUUGAAUACGUGAAUACAAGUUUAAUCAAGAGCAUUGGUGAUUGGCUUGGUAAAUUUGUUCGAGUGGAUGCUGCUACAACAACCCUUGCAAGAGGAAGAUUUGCAAGGUUAUGUGUGGAGAUCGAUCUCACCAAACAACUUCAAGCAGAUUAUAAGGUGGAAGGAAAGAUUAAAAGGAUUGAAUAUGAAGGACUACAUCUCAUCUGUUAUGAGUGUGGGAAGUAUGGUCACAGGAGUGAAGCAUGUCCUAAUAAACCUUUACAAGAGAGUGAGGAAGGAAAUCUAGGUAUGGAAGAUGGAGAAGCCAAUGAGGGCCACCUUAAGGAUUCACACUCUUCUCAACGGUCAGGGAGCAACAAUAAUUUUGUUCGUUGGAUGUUGGUUUCAAGGAACAGGAAUGGGAAAGGGAAUGCUGAUCAGGUUCGAGGAGAAGGAAAGAAAGGAAAAGGUAGCGUGGUGCCUGCAGGGAAGGAUAGGCUGGGUACUAGAUUCGAAGCUUUGAAAAGUACGGAGAUGUUAGAAACUGAAGUAUCCGCUUCCUCUCCAAGACAGAAGAAAGUCAUGUCUCAGGAGGUUAAAUUGAUAGAAACUUCCUCGAGAUUUAUGAUUGAAGGGGAUAAUGAAGAAGGAAAAAUUGUUGAGAAUAAGGCAGGAAGUAAUAGGGAGCAGUUAGCAGCUGGUGGUAAAAAAAUGAAUAAUCACGUGAAAAAUUCCAUGCAGAAAAUGACAAAAAAUGUUGUUGUAAUUUCUACUGGGCCACCUCGUGAGACAACAGUAAUGGCUCAAACUGGGGCGCUGAAAGUUGAGAAGAAAAAAGGUAGUCAGGCGAAUAAGGUAGCUGACGAAGGCAAGAGCAGUAAUAUAGGUGCUGCUAAAAAGGAAUUUGGUGGUACCCUUAGAUCUCUUGUUCACAAGCAUAAAGUGGAAGUUGUUGUUCUCCUUGAACCUCGUACUCACAGUGGUCUGGUUGAAGAAGCAAUUGGUUUUUCGGGAGGGAUAUGGAUUCUAUGGCACAGUGCUAAGGUUACAAUCUCUCCUCUGCUCCAAUCAUCCCAAUUCAUCCAUUGUCAGGUCAAGUUCCCAGGUACCCAUCAGUUUAUUUUUACUGCUAUUUAUGCGAAUCUUGCUCAAGCUAUUAGAGAUAAACUAUGGGAUGAGCUUAAAUGUCUAAGCGCUUCUAUCUCUGAUCCAUGGCUUUUGGGUGGGGAUUUUAAUGAAAUUGCUUUCACCAAUGAGAAGAAAGGUGGUGUUCUACCGAAUCAAAGUAAGUGUGGUAAGUUUGCUUCUGUUCUUCGGGACUGCCAGGUAGAUGACAUGGGGUGUGAUGGGUCAGCUUUUACAUGGCAAGGCCCAAAAUGGGGAGGAAUGCACAAGAUUUAUAAGCGAUUGGAUAGAGUGGUUGCUAUUGUUUCUUGGAGAAUGUCUUUUGAUGAAGCUAGAGUUUCUGCUCUUCCUCGCCUUUUGUCUGAUCAUAAUCCUUUAUUGAUUAAAUUAUUUGAAGAUAAAGAGGGUCAUGUUAAUAAACCUUUUUGGUUCUUUGUGGCAUGGCAAGAGCAUUAUAAAUUUAAUGAGUUUCUUACAGCCAACUGGGAGGAAGAAUUUGAUCUACCUUAUAUGCUGCAGAGAUUAGUCCCAAAAAUCAAGAUUUGGAAUAGAAGAGUAUUUGGCGAUAUUGAUAGGAGGAAGAAUAAUAUUAUCAGCAAGAUUGAUAACAUUCAGAAGCAAAGAGAAAACCAUGAUUCUGAUCAGCUUAAAUGCGUUGAAGAGAAUUAG